Ochotona curzoniae (black-lipped pika) is the source of this 2376-nucleotide messenger RNA. It is a transcript of the gene ZNHIT6, whose product is annotated as zinc finger HIT-type containing 6. Bases 64 to 1467 code for a protein of 467 amino acids. Gene Ontology annotation, cellular component: pre-snoRNP complex; nucleus. Gene Ontology annotation, biological process: snoRNA localization; box C/D snoRNP assembly; maturation of LSU-rRNA from tricistronic rRNA transcript (SSU-rRNA, 5.8S rRNA, LSU-rRNA). The record is from RefSeq and is a predicted model, not a curated record. The transcript is spliced from 10 exons. NCBI's taxonomy places the organism in Eukaryota, Metazoa, Chordata, Mammalia, Lagomorpha, Ochotonidae.
GGGUGAUUGUUCCCGCUCGCUUUGCAGGACGGCGUGACAGCGGAGGCCUUCGCUCGUCAGCUGAUGGAAUCUGCUGCGGAAAGUGAAGGGACCCUGGAGAGAGGUGUCCAGAGGGUUGCCGAGGGGACGCGGCCAUGCCCGGAGUCGGGUGGGGAGAGAGACGGGGACUUGACUGGGAUGCCGGAGCUGGAUGGACUGACCUCCAGGAAGACCGAGGCCGGAGAGAGAGCACGUGUACCAAAGGCGGAGGAGAUGAGAAUGGACUUGGCGGUGGUGAAGCGGUUAAGCAUGGACGGGUCGGGUGGGCCGUACGUAACGCCGGAGGCGGACGGUGGGCCUGAGAUGAGGGACGAGAAGGUAGUCGAAUCGGAGCUGAAACCGCAGGUGGAUCAUGCUUUGGUGGUGGAAGACAGGGUGGAUGAACUGGAUGAUGUCAAGGAAGGGAAAGUGCAGGUGAAGGAGGAGGUGGACUGGCCUGACGUGAAGGGGGAGCAGGAGGACCAGGUGGAGCUAAAGCAGCAGGUGUUCCCCGGUCGGAGCUUAAAAGAAGAGGGAGCGGUGGAAGGGGAGCAAGUGAAAGACGACCAGGCAGUCCUGAAGAAACAAGUGGUGGAUGAUUCCAAGGUGGAAGAAGAGCCCCAGGUGAAUCCGCGAGUGGGAUGCAAGCGGAAGCUGGCCAUGUCAAGGUGUGAAACUUGUGGUACAGAAGAAGCAAAGUACAGGUGUCCACGUUGUCUGCGCUAUUCCUGCAGCUUGCCCUGUGUCAAGAAACAUAAAGCAGAGCUGACGUGCAAUGGAGUUCGAAACAAAACUGCGUAUGUCUCAAUACAGCAGUUUACUGAGAUGAAUCUCUUAAGUGAUUAUAGAUUCUUAGAAGAUGUGGCAAGAACAGCAGACCAUAUUUCUAGAGAUACUUUCUUGAAAAGACCAAUAAGUAACAAACAUAUGUACUUUAUGAAAAAUCGUGCCCGAAGGCAAGGUAUUAAUUUAAAACUUUUGCCCAAUGGAUUCACUAAGAGGAAAGAGAAUUCAACAUUUUUUGAUAAGAAAAAACAACAGUUUUGUUGGCAUGUAAAGCUCUGCUUUCCUCAAUGUCAAGCUGAGUAUAUAGAAAAAAGGGUGCCAGAUGAUAAAACUAUUAAUGAUAUCCUCAAAACUUAUAUUGAUCCUGAAAAAUCUGAUCCUGUAAUUCGUCAAAGAUUGAAAGCCUAUAUUCACUCUCAGAAUGGGGUACAAGUUUUAAUGAAGGUUGAAAAUAUGCAGCAAAAUUUAGUAAGGUACUAUGAACUGGAUCUUCAUAAAAGUCUCCUAGACAAUCUGAGGAACAAAGUGAUCAUUGAAUACCCAACAUUUCAUGUGGUGUUGAAGGGAUCCAGUAAUGACAUGAAAAUUCUUCAACAAGUGAAAAGUGAAUCUACCAAGAACUUUGGCAAAGAAAAAUUGAACUCUCUUUCUGGAAGAAAUUGAAAAUUCCCAGACAGUUGGGGAAGGACAAUGCACUGUUAGACUGUUAGGUGAUUGUGAUGUUAUGGUUGUAAUUUUUUGUUUGCUUGAAAAGGAAUUAAACAGUCUUAAAUUUUAAAAGUGCAUUUUAUAACCUUUUUAAUCAACUGACUUGUAAAUUUUCCAUUUAUGUUUAUAACCCCGUUUUUUUCCGUCUGAAGAAUAUAGUGUGUGUUAAGUCUUGGCUUUCAGCUAUGUUUAAUUCUACAGGCUGAAAUUUUUAAUUUGUCAGUUCAAUACAAUACCAAACCCAGUGAUAACCUGUGUUAACUGCAAAGUUGGCAUUCCCCUUAGUGGAAUCUCUAAACAGAAAGAUGGUGUCAAAUGCACCAUCUUGUCAAAGAGAACUGCUCCUCCAUCAGCAUUCUAUAUGUGGGGUUUUCUAUGUAAGUUAACUGUUAAAACAGCUUUUGUCCUUAGGAAACUUCCAAUACAGUGUCUUGUGUAAAGGCUGAAUAAAUUCUUGCAACCACAGUUUCCUACAGUCUACUCAGAAAAUCAACAACUUCACAUUGUUUGACUCUUGAGUGCCAACAAAUUUGACUCUACUUUUUCACAGAAUAAACAUUGUCUUACAAAUUCAUUCCUCUGAUCCCAUUCCAAGUCCAUUCAUAUCAUGACCACACCAGAGAUGUUGUAGUGACCAGUGUGAUAUAGUGUUUUGAUGCGUUUAGCAAGAACUAAACAGAAUACUUGGAGCUCUUCAGUGUGUUAUAAAAUGUAUAUGUACAUAUGUGAGUGUUUGUAUAUAUGUAUAUAUAUAUGGCUUAAUUUGUACCUUCUGAAAGUUCACAUUAAAAUUAAGGUUUCCUAAUUUUACUGAUGGUUAUGUAGUUAUGAAGCUACAGCAUAAAUAUAAAGGAUUAUUAAUCU